UGUCUGGGCAGGUUUGGAGUCUGGCAAGCUCCCCUGGCCUGUGCAUCCCCCUGGAGAGGAAGAGGAGGGGGAGGCCUGUUUUCUCUGGAUCCAGUGGUCACAUCCCCAUCAGAAGUCCUGAAUGCCUACCUCAGGUGUCGUCAACAUGGAGUUCUGAAGUCCGCGUGGCUCUUCACAGUGAAUCAGGUGUUAAGGAAGAUGCAGAGACGCCACAGCAGCAACACGGAUAACAUUCCACCUGAAAGAAACCGCAGCCAGGCGCACAGCUCCGAGGCCAGUGUGGAUGAGGGCGGCGUCUUCGAGAGUCUGAAGGCAGAAGCGGCCUCCCCGCCCGCGCUCUUCUCCGGCCUCGCAGGCAGCCUCCCCGCCAGCCCGUUCCCGUCCAGCCUGGUGCUGGGGUCCUCGGCCGGAGGCGGGGACGUGUUGAUCCAGAUGCCGGCGUCCCGGGAGGAGGGAGGGGGCCGGGGCGAGGGAGGCGCCUACCACCACCGCCAGCCCCACCACCAUUUCCACCACAGCAGCCACCGCGGGAGCUCCCUGCUGCAGCACGUGGGCGGGGACCACCGCGGGCACUCCGAGGAGGGGGGCGACGAGCAGCCGGGGACGCCCGCCCCCGCCCUGUCCGAGCUGAAGGCUGUGAUCUGCUGGCUGCAGAAAGGCCUGCCCUUCAUCCUGAUCCUCCUGGCCAAGCUGUGCUUCCAGCAUAAGCUCGGCAUCGCUGUGUGCAUCGGGAUGGCCAGCACCUUCGCAUACGCCAACUCUACGCUCCGAGAACAGGUGUCUCUGAAGGAGAAGAGGUCCGUGCUGGUCAUCUUGUGGAUCUUGGCCUUUCUGGCAGGCAACACCCUGUACGUGCUUUAUACGUUCAGCUCUCAGCAACUGUACAACAGCCUCAUCUUCCUAAAGCCCAACCUGGAGACACUGGACUUCUUCGACCUGCUGUGGAUCGUGGGGAUCGCAGACUUUGUGCUGAAGUACAUCACCAUUGCCCUUAAGUGCCUCAUCGUGGCCCUGCCCAAGAUCAUCCUGGCCGUCAAGUCCAAGGGAAAGUUCUAUCUGGUCAUUGAGGAACUGAGCCAGCUGUUCCGAUCGCUUGUCCCCAUCCAGCUGUGGUACAAAUACAUCAUGGGCGACGACUCCUCCAACAGCUACUUCCUGGGAGGGGUCCUGAUCGUCCUUUACAGCCUCUGCAAGUCAUUCGACAUCUGUGGCCGUGUGGGCGGAGUUAGGAAAGCCCUGAAGCUUCUCUGCACCUCUCAGAACUAUGGAGUCCGGGCCACCGGGCAGCAGUGCACAGAAGCCGGCGAUAUCUGUGCCAUCUGUCAGGCUGAGUUCCGAGAGCCUCUGAUUCUCCUGUGCCAGCAUGUGUUCUGUGAGGAGUGCCUCUGCCUGUGGCUGGACCGUGAACGCACCUGCCCGCUCUGCCGCUCAGUCGCCGUGGACACACUGCGCUGCUGGAAGGAUGGCGCCACGUCGGCGCACUUCCAGGUGUAUUAGUGCUGGACGCCGAGGACACGCAGAAGGACGCCGGAGGAUUCAAGACCCUUGCCCCUGUGUGCCGCCAAGCCAGGACGUCUGCCUUUGCUUGGCAUCCCUGCCUCUCCUGGUACUCAGCAAGACGUCUCUUCCAGGGCAGCAAGGCAUCUUUCAAGCUCUGUUACUAUGGCGAUGGCGGUGAUGUUACAAUCCCGCUUGCCUGGAUAAUCAAGCAGGAAGGGGGAGCAGAGGGAAACGGGACCAGGUGGAUGUGGCUGCUCUGUUCUUCCCACCUUGAGGGAGAACCGAGGGGAGGCAACAGGAACUUCUGCAACUGCUUUUAUGAGAAAAACAGUCCUGCCUGCAGAUGCUGUGAGAAGCCCAGGAAGUUGGAGCCAGAGGAGGCCGAUUCUGAUGCAGGUGUGUGACGAAGCAGGUAGCACAACCUUUUGGGAGUCAGACCUGGAAUUCUGAUUCCAAACUCUGCAUCACUUUGGGAAGUCACUUUACCUCCCUGUGGCUGUCUCCACGGUGACAUAACCUAGUAUAUGAUCUGCUGGAAUCCGGGAAACUAACAACGUAGAUUACUGGUGAAUGCACCAGUGGUUUUGCCAGUUACAUCCAUGCCAUAUACACACACACAAAAUUCUACCAUCCUGCAAAUAAUGAGCCAUGUGUCGGACACUAUAAAGAAUGUCAUGUGGGGGACAGGAGGAUGGUUUAGUUUAGGAUUUUAUUUAUUCAUAUCCUACCCUCAUGGGGAACGUCCCAUCUGAGGUUUUCUUCUGGGUGGGAGGAUUUAACUUCUACUUUGGGGGGAAACAGUGACUAAUGCCAGUUUCCCAGCACCAGGCUGCAUGAAUUCCCCAACACUAGGGUGAAUACAGCCAAGUGUCCUUGUUGGAAAAGAACAAUGCCACUCCCCUUUGCCCAUUUUGGCGCUGCAACUCAUUUGUUAUGAACAGGAUUAAUCAAGUAUCAGGUUCAGACUCUCCUGCUCUUAAUAUUUCAUGAUUCACUGACUCAAGUUCCACGACAUCCUUAGAUAUGGGUCCUCAUAAUGUAAGGUCUCAAGAGUGAUGCAUGUGAGGGAAUAAGAAGGGCAAGCGUUGGACUCAAAUGUGAUAGGUUCAUCCGCUUUAAAAGAGAAGACUGCAUGGACUGCAAAGACUCAAGAUUGGAAGGAGGAGGCGUAAAGUGGGUCCUGGAACCUUUUUGUGCGCGUGUGUAUCAGAGUCUCACUCUGUCUCCCAGGCUGGAGUGCAGUGGCACACUCACACUCA
This is a messenger RNA of Carlito syrichta (Philippine tarsier), 2759 nucleotides long. RefSeq names its product ring finger protein, transmembrane 2 (gene RNFT2). NCBI's taxonomy places the organism in Eukaryota, Metazoa, Chordata, Mammalia, Primates, Tarsiidae. The annotation marks the transcript as partial. The transcript is spliced from 12 exons. The record is from RefSeq and is a predicted model, not a curated record. Gene Ontology annotation, biological process: positive regulation of ERAD pathway. Gene Ontology annotation, molecular function: ubiquitin protein ligase activity.